UAAAGUCGUUUACCCUCCACUUUUCACUCAUGUCAGGCACUUGUCACAGACUGACGUGAAAACAUGAGACCGUGCCGAAUUUAAUAUCGUUAGAAGUGCCCGUCAAUCCAGUAAUAACGAAAAACUGUGUGUUUGUGCUACUCAAGAGAAAAAUCGACAAACAAAAAAAUGCUAUCGCUGAAAAUACUGGUGACGAUAGCAAUUUGGUCAAGUGGUGAUGUUGCCUCAAGUGAAGUUAGAAAAUCGAGAGCACUCUCGAAUUUAGCUACCAGCAGGGACCGAAGAUUUCUUCCGAUUUUCACCGUCUUCCAGUGGGGCCAGGGUCUGUGUUCAGCGUCGUCGGGAGAAUACGGUUCCUGUCAGCCGAACAAUGAAUGCGUACUUAGAGGUGGAAUCCCUGCUGGCCCUUGUGCCGGUGGUUACGGAACGUGUUGUAUUUUCAUGGCUUCAUGCGGUGGAGUGGCUCGUGAAAAUGGCACAUACUUUGUAAAUCCAAACCAUCCGGACACGACAGAUGGAACCGGUAGCUGUCAGCUGACGGUGCUUAAAAUGCAUCCCGACAUCUGUCAAAUUCGGUUGGACUUCGAUCAGUUCUCGAUCAAUGGACCAGAGAUUAUAAAUCACAUUUGCAACAACGAUCAGUUCUUGGUUUCCGGAGGCAGUCCAGCACCGACGAUUUGCGGAAACUCGAAUGGAGAUCACAUGUACAUCGAUGCCGGGAUGGGCCAGAGUAACCCAAUCAUCUUAACAGUUAUCACCAGUGGACCCAGCUUCCCUCGGUCUUGGAGAAUUCGAAUUUCUCAAAUCCCAUGUGGAGCCAUCUCCAAGGCUGAGCAAGGCUGUCUACAGUACUUGACCGGUGUCAGCGGGCGAGUGAAGAGCUUCAACUUCGAUACCAUCAGUGGUCGACAGCUUUCCAACCAAGAUUACAGCAUUUGUAUUCGGACGGAACGCAAUUUUUGCAGUAUCCAAUAUACAGCCUGUCCGGAUGUGGGACAAAAUCGAACCCGCACUUUUACCCUAUCCGGGAACUCUAAUGGUGUCGUUUCAUCAAUGGUUGGUGGAGGAACCCAAGGAACUCCGAACUCUUGCACCAACGAUUGGCUGAUGGUUCCUUGUGCAAAAGUGGCUGACAGGCUGCCGAUGGCCAGCACAUGCGAGGAUAAGAUCUGUGGUGGAACGUUCAAUGCGGAAGUCAGUUCCGUGGAAAGGACAGUGAUUUCUAGCAUAAGACCGUUUCGGUUGGCAUUUCACGCCGAUUCAAUAGAAUUUCCAAAUGAUGUCGAUAAUAGGGGAUUCUGCUUAGAUUACGUUCAGCAGCCUUGUACUAGUAACUGA
This is a messenger RNA of Ochlerotatus camptorhynchus, 1338 nucleotides long. RefSeq lists its product as uncharacterized. The record is from RefSeq and is a predicted model, not a curated record. The transcript has 4 exons. NCBI's taxonomy places the organism in Eukaryota, Metazoa, Arthropoda, Insecta, Diptera, Culicidae. Bases 169 to 1338 code for a protein of 389 amino acids.